AUGACGGCGCAGACUGCGGACGAGCUCGCCACCCAGAUGGAGCAGCAGAAGCUCGAGGAGCAGAAGACCGAGGAUUUCCCCAUAUCUGAUGUAUCAUAUUUCUGUGUAUUUUUAGCCCUGUUAUUGACUUUUGUAUCAAUGUAUGAAGGACAAGAAGGGGAUGCCAGUGGCAAGUCAAAGCAAAGCAGGAGUGAGAAGAAGAGCCGCAAGGCCAUGCUGAAGCUUGGCAUGAAGUCCAUCACUGGUGUCAGCCGUGUCACUGUGAAGAAAAGCAAGAAUAUACUGUUUGUCAUCUCCAAGCCAGAUGUGUUCAAGAGCCCGAAUUCGGACACCUACGUCAUAUUCGGCGAGGCCAAGAUCGAGGACCUCAGCUCCCAGCUGCAGACCCAGGCCGCAGAACAGUUCAAGGCUCCUGACUUGAGCCAGAUGAUCUCGAGCCCAGAGACAUCUGGCCCGGGCCAGGAAGACAACGAGGAGGAGGUCGACGAAACUGGUGUUGAGGCCAAGGACAUUGAGCUGGUGAUGACCCAGGCGUCUGUUUCGAGGCCCAAGGCUAUCAAGGCCCUCAAGGCUUCUAACGGGGACAUUGUCACUGCCAUUAUGGAUCUGACAAAUUAG
Miscanthus lutarioriparius is the source of this 618-nucleotide messenger RNA. NCBI's taxonomy places the organism in Eukaryota, Viridiplantae, Streptophyta, Magnoliopsida, Poales, Poaceae. The record is from the annotation of a GenBank genome assembly.